AUGAUUUCAUCAUCAAAUGUGAACUUCCUUAAAGAUCAGAUUGAAACAACUCCAUCAGAGCGCAAAUGUUCGUCCGAAGUGAUUACCGAAUCUGACGAGAAGCAAAUACACCCUUUCGGUUUGGAAUCUAUUGAACGCGGCAGUGGUUCAUUACAACUCUCAAAUACAGUAUUUUAUGGUUCCGGUACUAAGCCAGAGGGUGACAGCAAUAGCGGAAUCAUGGAUAUGGAUCGUCUUUUGCAGAGAACAAUGAUUUUAUCAACGGAUGCCGAUUUCACAGCGAAUAGGAUUUUGCAACGUGUCCCGAUGAAUUUAAUGAACGGAUCUACCCAAGAGCUAGCGUCAACUAGCACAACCGAAGAUAUGCCCGGAUCUUCGUCAUCUGCAUCAGUAUUCUCAAGCACCACACUAACGGCUCGCAACAGUUCUAAAACACUAAAAUGUCCGAAAUGCAACUGGCAUUACAAAUACCAAGAAACACUGGAGAUUCAUAUGAAGGAAAAGCAUGCGGGUCAUGAGGUAAAGUGCAUUUUCUGCUUGCAUAAUCGACCGCAUCCUCGAUUAGCCCGUGGUGAAAGCUAUUCAUGCGGCUACAAACCAUAUCGUUGUGAAAUAUGCAAGUAUAGUACUACAACAAAGGGUAAUUUGAGCAUACACAUGCAAAGUGAUAAGCACUUACACGCGGUGCAGGAAAUACCACCAGUUACAGGUAAUGCGAUUGCAAUUUCAAGCGGUGAUCUGAAUGCAGAAAAUUUACUUCAAUGCAUGAUUUGUUCCACAUAUUCAACUGAUAAUAUUUCCAAAAUGAUCGAGCACAUUGAGAAAGACCGAAGUCAUCCAGUGAUUGGAGAUAUCUCAGUGAUACAAGGUGUUUAUCACUGUAACCUGUGUCCGUAUAGUACUAGCCUGAAAGCAAAUUUCCAGUUACAUACAAGAACCGACAAACAUGUGCAGCGAACACAGAUGAAAAAGGCAUUCAGUGACCAACGAUUGGUGGAAAAUUUAUUUAGUCUUAUAUUCUUGCCACAGAAUCCCUUCUUGUAUAAAGAGGAAUGA
This is a messenger RNA of Brugia pahangi, 1056 nucleotides long. Lineage: Eukaryota; Metazoa; Nematoda; Chromadorea; Rhabditida; Onchocercidae. The record is from the annotation of a GenBank genome assembly.